AUGGUGGAACAGAAGCAGGAACUGCAAAUGCUGACGCACACGGAGGUCCCACAACUCCUGAAGAGGCACCACAUUGUGAAGGGAUAUCGUCCGUUGUACCAGCCGGUCCAUUACUAUUACAAAUCGGCCUUUCGUUCGCACAAUGAACUGAUCAACGUCUGGACGCACUUUGUUCCCGCUGUUUGUUUAAUUCUAUUCUAUUUCUUCCCUGAAGUAUUCUCGCCAUCACCACGACUUCCUGUGCUUGUACUAUAUACGGGUAUUGCUACGCUUCUUCUAGGAUCAACACUUGCCCAUUUACUGCAUUCGCGAUCUCCACAUGAUCACAUUUUUUGGUUCCUUGUCGACUUUUCUGGAAUUGCUCUAUUCGGAUGUUCAAUAGGUCUUCAACGAUAUAGUUGCAGCACAGACAUGAUCAACGUUGUCCGCCUGGCUUAUCUUCCGUCUUUGCUGUUUAUCGUACUAGUUCUUCAAUUCCUCUCUGCCUGUUAUCUUUUUGUAUGCCGGCCCGAUUGGCCGUGGAGACUAGAAGUUCGGAUGGCAACUUGUCUGCUACUGGCUCUCUGGGUCCAUCUACCCCUGUUGAGUAGAUACAUGGCAGAAGAUUCGUCAGCAGACAACUCUCUUCACUUGCAUAGCAAUGCUUUUAGCUGGCUUUUAUUCAGUGGAAUCUUUAUGGGAGCAAAAGUUCCUGAACGAUUUGCUCCUGGUCUUUUUGAUAUUUUCGGUUAUGGACAUCAGCUAUUUCAUCUUUGCAUCAUUAUGGUGGCCUGGAACCUGUGUGACGCCGCCCACUACGACUGUGCACCUUCUGCGUGGAACUCGUCGAUAAAUAUUGAAAUCGAUGACGAAUACGGUACUAAUCUUCCCAGCCAUUCUUUGAUACGAGAAGAUAAAGGGCUUUAUGCAUUCGCACAAGAACGGCACGACCUUUCUGAUGGCGCACCCAAAGGAGCUGAGACAGUGAUAGUGUUUGUUGAGUAG
This is a messenger RNA of Necator americanus (New World hookworm), 984 nucleotides long. RefSeq lists its product as uncharacterized. Gene Ontology annotation, biological process: intracellular protein transport; protein targeting. Gene Ontology annotation, cellular component: membrane. Lineage: Eukaryota; Metazoa; Nematoda; Chromadorea; Rhabditida; Ancylostomatidae. The transcript has 9 exons. The record is from RefSeq and is a predicted model, not a curated record. Bases 1 to 984 code for a protein of 327 amino acids. Gene Ontology annotation, molecular function: signaling receptor activity.